AUGAACGCGGCUGCCAGCAGUUACCCGAUGGCGUCGCUGUACGUGGGGGACCUGCACCCCGAUGUCACCGAGGCCAUGCUCUACGAGAAGUUCAGCCCCGCUGGGCCCGUUCUAUCGAUUCGGGUCUGCAGGGAUAUGAUCACCCGCCGGUCCCUCGGGUAUGCCUAUGUCAACUUCCAGCAGCCAGCGGAUGCUGAGCGUGCUCUAGAUACCAUGAAUUUUGAUGUGAUCAAAGGAAAACCCAUUCGCAUCAUGUGGUCUCAGAGGGACCCCUCCUUGAGGAAGUCAGGGGUUGGGAAUGUCUUCAUUAAGAACCUGGACAAAUCCAUUGAUAACAAGGCACUUUAUGACACAUUCUCAGCGUUUGGGAAUAUUUUGUCCUGCAAGGUGGUGUGUGAUGAGAAUGGCUCUAAGGGCUACGCAUUUGUGCACUUUGAGACCCAGGAUGCUGCAGAUAGAGCCAUCGAGAAGAUGAACGGCAUGCUGCUGAACGACCGCAAAGUAUUUGUUGGGAGAUUCAAGUCUCGUAAAGAGCGGGAGGCUGAGUUGGGAGCCAAGGCAAAGGAAUUCACCAAUGUUUAUAUUAAAAACUUUGGGGAUGACAUGGAUGAUGAAAGACUAAAGGAGCUCUUCAGCAAAUAUGGUAAAACUCUCAGUGUUAAAGUGAUGACAGACCCCGCUGGAAAAUCCAAAGGCUUUGGCUUUGUAAGCUUUGAAAAGCAUGAAGAUGCUAACAAGGCAGUAGAAGAAAUGAACGGAAAGGAUAUCAAUGGGAAAAUGGUAUUUGUAGGCCGAGCACAGAAGAAGGUUGAGCGCCAGGCAGAGCUGAAACGGAAGUUUGAACAGCUAAAACAAGAGAGACUCAGCCGGUACCAGGGUGUUAACUUGUACAUUAAAAACCUAGAUGACACUAUAGAUGAUGAAAAACUGAGGAAGGAGUUCUCACCUUUUGGGUCGAUAACGAGCGCCAAGGUGAUGCUGGAAGAUGGACGGAGCAAAGGGUUUGGCUUUGUCUGCUUUUCCUCUCCAGAGGAAGCUACGAAAGCUGUGACAGAGAUGAAUGGGCGAAUUGUGGGCUCUAAGCCACUGUAUGUUGCACUUGCGCAAAGGAAAGAAGAGCGAAAGGCCCAUCUAACUAAUCAGUACAUGCAGCGCAUUGCUGGGAUGAGAGCCUUGCCUGCCAACACCAUCAUUAAUCAGUUCCAGCCUGCUGCUGGGGGAUAUUUCAUGCCUGCUGUGCCCCAGGCUCAGAGCAGACCCACUUACUAUGCACCAAAUCAGAUGACGCAGAUGAGACCCAACCCACGCUGGCAGCAAGGGGGAAGGCCUCAAGGCUUCCAGGGAAUGCCCAAUGCCAUGCGCCAGUCUGGACCACGGCCAGCACUGCGCCAUCUGGCCCCUGCCGGCAAUGCUCCGGCCUCUCGUGGCCUCCCUGCCGCUGCCCAGCGGGUUGGCAUCGGCGCUGCAGCGCAGAACUUAGCUCCUCGUCCGCCUGUAGCUGCCCCUGCUCCCAGAGCGGUUUCUCCUUACAAAUACGCCUCCAGUGUCCGCAGCCCCCACCCAGCCGUACAGCCUUUGCAGGCAGCUCAGCCUGCAGUACAUGUGCAGGGACAGGAACCGCUAACGGCCUCCAUGCUGGCUGCUGCCCCUCCCCAGGAGCAGAAACAGAUGCUGGGAGAACGCUUGUUCCCUCUGAUUCAAGCUAUGCACCCAAGCCUUGCUGGGAAGAUCACAGGAAUGCUGCUAGAGAUUGACAACUCGGAGCUCCUGCACAUGCUAGAGUCUCCGGAGUCCCUCCGGUCAAAGGUGGAGGAGGCCGUUGCUGUGUUGCAGGCUCACCAGGCCAAGAAGGAAGCUGCCCAGAAGGUGGGCGGCGUGGUUGCUGCUACCUCUUAA
Molecule: messenger RNA, 1896 nt
Organism: Opisthocomus hoazin
Lineage: Eukaryota; Metazoa; Chordata; Aves; Opisthocomiformes; Opisthocomidae
Gene: PABPC4
Product: poly(A) binding protein cytoplasmic 4
Molecular function (GO): RNA binding
Source: RefSeq, a predicted model, not a curated record